Molecule: messenger RNA, 5029 nt
Organism: Linum trigynum
Lineage: Eukaryota; Viridiplantae; Streptophyta; Magnoliopsida; Malpighiales; Linaceae
Source: the annotation of a GenBank genome assembly
UUUCUUGGGCGACGAAAGGCCAUUUUCUUUGGAUAUUGUAGGCUACAGAUCACGGAUUUGGCCUGAGGCUAUUCUCCAAUGAUGAUUGAGUCCAUUAAGCAACGAUUUUGGUGGAUUUAUUGCGGGUCAAAUUUUGGCAGAUUCCAAAGGGGUACCAUCACAGAUUUGGGCGAUUUAUCCGAAAUGCCAUUUUCUUUCGAUUCUGGAGACUACUGAUCACGGAAUCAGGCCGAGGCUAUUCUCCACCGAUAAUGAAGUCUAUUGAUCCUAUUCUCCACGGAUGAUAAGUCUGUUAAGCAUCGAUUUGGGCCAAUUUAUUUUCGAAUGACAUUUUCGUAUUUUCUUGUGCGACGAAAGGCAAUUUUCUUUGGAUAUUGAAGGCUACAGAUCUCGGAUUCGGCCUGAGGGUAUUCUCCAACGAUGAUUGAGCCCAUUAAUCACCGAUUUGGUCGGAUUUAUUCCUGGUCAAUUUUUGGCAGAUUCCAAAGGGGUACCAUCACAGAUUUCGGGCGAUUUAUCCGAAAUGCCAUUUUCUUUUGAUUCUGGAGGCUACUUAUCACGGAAUCAGGCCGAGGCUAUUCUCCACCGAUAAUGAAGUCUAUUGAUCCUAUUCUCCACGGAUGAUAAGUCCGUUAAGCAUCUAUUUGGGCCAAUUUAUUUUCGAAUGACAUUUUCGUAAUUUCUUGUGCGACGAAAGGCCAUUUUCUUUGGAUAUUGAAGGCUACACAUCACGGAUUCGGCCUGAGGCUAUUCUCCAACGAUGAUUGAGUCCAUUAAGCACCGAUUUUGGUGGAUUUAUUCCGGGUCAAAUUUUGGCAGAUUCCAAAGGGGUACCAUCACAGAUUUUAGGCGAUAUAUCCGAAAUGCCAUUUUCUUUCGAUUCUGGAGGCUACUGAUCACGGAAUCAGGCCGAGGCUAUUCUCCACCGAUAAUGAAGUCUAUUGAUCCUAUUCUCCACGGAUGAUAAGUCCGUUAAGCAUCGAUUUGGGCCAAUUUAUUUUCGAAUCCCAUUUCGUAAUUACUUGGUCGGCGAAAGGCAAUUUUCUUUGGAUAUUGAAGGCUACAGAUCACGGAUUCGGCCUGAGGCUAUUCUCAAACGAUGAUUGAGUCCAUUAAGCACCGAUUUGGGAGGAUUUAUUCCGGGUCAAUAUUUGGCAGAUUCCAUAGGGGUACCAUCACAGAUUUCGGGCCAUUUAUCCGAAAUGCCAUUUUCUUUCGAUUCUGGUGGCUACGGAUCACGAAAUCAGGCCGAGGCUAUUCUCCACCGAUAAUGAAGUCUAUUGAUCCUAUUCUCCACGGAAGAUAAGUCCUUUAAGCAUGGAUUUCGGCCAAUUUAUUUUCGAAUGGCAUUUUCGUAAUUUCUUGGGCGACGAAAGGCCAUUUUCUUUGGAUAUUGAAGGCUACAGAUCUUGUAUUCGGGUUGAGGCUAUUCUCCAACGAUGAUUGAGUCCAUCAAGCACCGAUUUGGUCGGAUUUAUUCCGGGUCAAUUUUUGGCAGAUUCGAAAGGGGUACCAUCACAGAUUUCGGGCGAUUUAUCCGAAAUGCCAUUUUCUUUCGAUUCUGGAGGCUACAGAUCACGGAAUCAGGCCGAGGCUAUUCUCCACCGAUAAUGAUGUCUAUUGAUCAUAUUCUCCACGGAUGAUAAGUCCGUUAAGCAUGGAUUUGGGCCAAUUUAUUUUCGAAUGGCAUUUUCGUAAUUUCUUGGUCGACGAAAGGCCAUUUUCUUUGGAUAUUGAAGGCUACAGAUCACGGAUUCGGCCUGAGGCUAUUCUCCAACGAUGUUUGAGUCCAAUAAGCAUCGAUUUGGGCGGAUUUAUUCCGGGUCAGUUUUUGGCAGAUUCCAAAGGGGUACCAUCACAGAUUUCGGGCGAUUUAUCCGAAAUGCCAUUUUCUUUUGAUUCUGGAGGCUACUUAUCACGGAAUCAGGCCGAGGCUAUUCUCCACCGAUAAUGAAGUCUAUUGAUCCUAUUCUCCACGGAUGAUAAGUCCGUUAAGCAUGGAUUUGGGCCAAUUUAUUUUCGAAUGGCAUUUUCGUAAUUACUUGUGCGACGAAAGGCCAUUUUCUUUGGAUAUUGAAGGCUACAGAUCACGGAUUCGGCCUGAGGCUAUUCUCCAACGAUGAUUGAGUCCAUUAAGCACCGAUUUGGGCGGAUUUAUUCCGGGUCAGUUUUUCGCAUAUUCCAAAGGGGUACCAUCACAGAUUUCGGGUGAUUUAUCCGAAAUGCCAUUUUCUUUCGAUUCUGGAGGCUAGUGAUCACGGAAUCAGGCCGAGGCUAUUCUCCACCGGUAAUGAAGUCUAUUGAUCCAAUUCUCCACGGAUGAUAAGUCCGUUAAGCAUGGAUUUGGGCCAAUUUAUUUUCGAAUGGCAUUUUCGUAAUUACUUGGGAGAUGAAAGGCCAUUUUCUUUGGAUAUUGAAGGCUACAGAUCACGGAUUCGGCCUGAGGCUAUUCUCCAACGAUGAUUGAGUCCAUUAAGCACCGAUUUGGGCGGAUUUAUUCUGGGUCAAUUUUUGGCAGAUUCCAAAUGGGUACCAUUACAGAUUUCGGGCUAUUUAUCGCAAAUGCCAUUUUCUUUCGAUUCUGGAGGCUACAAAUCACGAAAUCAGGCUGAGGCAAUUCUCCACCGAUAAUGAAGUCUAUUGAUCCUAUUCUCCACGUAUGAUAAUUCCGUUAAGCAUCGAUUUGGGCCAAUUUAUUUUCGAAUGGCAUUUUCGAAAUUUCUUGGGCGACGAAAGGCCAUUUUCUUUGGAUAUUGUAGGCUACAGAUCACGGAUUCGGCCUGAGGCUAUUCUCCAACGAUGAUUGAGUCCGUUAUGCACCGAUUUUGUUGGAUUUAUUGCAGGUCAAAUUUUGGCAGGUUCCAAAGGGGUACCAUCACAGAUUUCGGGCGAUUUAUCCGAAAUGCCAUUUUCUUUCGAUUCUGGAGGCUACUGAUCACGGAAUCAGACCGAGGCUAUUCUCCACCGAUAAUGAAGUCUAUUGAUCCUAUUCUCCACGGAUGAUAAGUCCGUUAAGCAUCGAUUUCGGCUAAUUUAUUUACGAAUGACAUUUUCGUAAUUUCUUGUGCGACGAAAGGCCAUUUUCUUUGGAUAUUGAAGGCUACAGAUCACGGAUUCGGCCUGAGGCUAUUCUCCAACAAUGAUUGAGUCCAUUAAGCACCGAUUUGGGCGGAUUUAUUCCUGGUCAGUUUUUGGCAGAUUCCAAAGGGGUACCAUCACAGAUUUCGGGCGAUUUAUCUAAAAUGCCAUUUUCUUUCGAUUCUGGAGGCUACUGAUCACGGAAUCAGGCCGAGGCUAUUCUCCACCGAUAAUGAAGUCUAUUGAUCCUAUUCUCCACGGAUGAUAAGUCCGUUAAGCAUCGAUUUGGACCAAUUUAUUUUCGAAUCGCAUUUCGUAAUUACUUGGGCGGCGAAAGGCAAUUUUCUUUGGAUAUUGAAGGCUACAGAUCACGGAUUCGUUCUGAGGCUAUUCUCAAACUAUGAUUGAUUCCAUUAAUCACCGAUUUGGGAGGAUUUGUUCCGGGUCAAUUUUUGGCAGAUUCAAUAGGGGUACCAUCACCGAUUUCAGACGAUUUAUCCGAAAUGCCAUAUUCUUUCGAUUCUGGUGGCUACAGAUCACGAAAUCAGGCCGAGGCUAUUCUCCAUCGAUAAUGAAGUCUAUUGAUCCUAUUCUCCACGGAUGAUAAGUCCUUUAGGCAUGGAUUUCGGCCAAUUUUUUUUCGAAUAGCAUUUUCGUAAUUUCUUGGGCGACAAAAGGCCAUUUUCUUUGGAUAUUGAAGGCUACAGAUCUUGUAUUCGGGUUGAGGCUAUUCACCAACGAUGAUUGAGUCCAUUAAGCACCGAUUUGGGAGGAUUUAUUCCGGGUCAAUUUUUGGCAGAUUCGAAAGGGGUACCAUCACAGAUUUUGGGCGAUUUAUCCGAAAUGCCAUUUACUUUCGAUUCUGGAGUCUACAGAUCACGGAAUCAGGCCGAGGCUAUUCUCCAUAGAUAAUGAAUUUUAUUGAUCCUAUUCUCCACGAAUGAUAAGUCCGUUAAGCAUCGAUUUGGGCCAAUUUAUUUUCGAAUGGCACUUUCGUAAUUUCUUGGGCGACGAAAGGCCAUUUUCUUUGGAUAUUGAAGGCUACAGAUCACGGAUUCGGCCCGAGGCUAUUCUCCAACGAUGAUUGAGCCCAUUAAGCAUCGAUUUUGGCGGAUUUAUUCCGGAUCAAAUUUUGGCAGAUUGCAAAGGGGUACCAUCACAGAUUUCGGGCUAUUUUUCCGAAAUGCCAUUUUCUUUCGAUUCUGGAGACUACUGAUCACGGAAUCAGGCCGAGGCUUUUCUUCACCGAUAAUGAAGUCUAUUGAUCCUAUUAUCCAUGGAUGAUAAGUCCGUUAAGCAUCGAUUUGGGCCAAUUUAUUUUCGAAUGGCAUUUUCGUAAUUUCUUGGGCGACGAAAGGCCAUUUUCUUUGGAUGUUGAAGGCUACGGAUCACGAAUUCGGCCUGAGGCUAUUCUCCAACGAUGAUUGAGUCCAUUAAGCACUGAUUAGGGCGGAAUUAUUCCCGGUCAAUUUUUGGCAGAUUCCAAAGGGGUACCAUCACAUAUUUCAGGCGAUUUAUCCAAAAUGCCAUUUUCUUUCGAUUCUGGAGGCUACAGAUCACGGAGUCAUGCCGAGGCUAUUCUCCACCGAUAAUGAAGUCUAUUGAUCCUAUUCUCCACGGAUGAUAAGUCCGUUAAGCAUCGAUUUGGGCCAUUUUAUUUUUGAAUGACAUUUUCAUAAUUUCUUGGGCGACGAAAGGCCAUUUUCUUUAGAUAUUGAAGGCUACAGAUCACGGAUUCGGCAUGAGGUUAUUCUCCCACGAUGAUUGAGUCCAUUAAGCACCGAUUCGGGCAGAUUUAUUCCGAGUCAAUUUUUGGCAUAUUCCAAAGGGGUACCAUCAAAGAUUUCGGGCGUUUUUAUCUGAAAUGCCAUUUUCUUUCAAUUCUGGAGGCUACAGAUCACGAAAUCAGGCAGAGGCUAUUCUCCACCGAUAAUGAAGUCUAUUGAUCCUA